This is a messenger RNA of Tricharina praecox, 1454 nucleotides long. Its product is annotated as glycosyl hydrolase family 61-domain-containing protein. Lineage: Eukaryota; Fungi; Ascomycota; Pezizomycetes; Pezizales; Pyronemataceae. The record is from RefSeq and is a predicted model, not a curated record. Bases 1 to 1290 code for a protein of 429 amino acids. The transcript is spliced from 2 exons.
AUGCCGCAUGCGCGGAUAGGCAUUCUGGUCCGAGUACUGCUCCUCGUUAGGUUCACGGACACCAUCAUGAUCUCUGUUACGGCGGUCGGGGUGCAGUCCAUCAUCCUCGCCGCCCUCGGCGCCGCUGCCCUCUCGGCCGCCCACGGAAUCGUCAACGAGCUUACCAUCGGUGGCACUGUAUACAGCGGCUACCUGCCUUACCAGGACCCUUACACAACCCCCACUCCCGAGCGUAUCGUCUGGUCUUUCCCCACCGCCGGUAACGGCCCCGUCGAGGAUGUCAGCUCCAGCGACAUCGUCUGCAACAAGGCCGCCACCGCUGCGCCCAUCUCCGCCACCGUCGCCGCCGGCGCCGAGGUCGAGUUCGCCUGGACCACGUGGCCGGAUUCCCACAAGGGACCCGUGAUGACCUACCUCGCGAACUGCAAUGGAGACUGCUCUGCCGCUGAUCCCACCACCCUCGAUUUCUUUAAGAUCGACGAGGCCGGAUACGACGGCACCACCUGGGCGUCCGACACGCUCAUCGCCGCUGGCAACAAGUGGACUGUGACCCUUCCGUCAGACAUCGCUGCGGGCAACUACAUGCUCCGCCACGAGAUAUUGGCUCUCCAUUCCGCCGGAACCGUGGGCGGCGCCCAGUUCUACCCCAUGUGUGCCAACCUCGUCAUCACUGGUGGUGGAUCCGCUGCCCCGACCGGCGUCAACUUCCCCGGUGCGUACUCGGCCACUGACCCCGGUAUCGAGGUCGACAUCUACAACGGCUUGACCACCUACACAAUUCCCGGCCCGGCCGUGUACACCGGAGGCGCGAGUGUCGCUGAUCCCAUCACCACCUCUGCCGCCGCUGAGCGCUCCACCACCAGCGCUGCUGUCGUCCCGACUACCUCCGCUGCCGUUGUCGAGGAGCCCACUACCACCGCUGCCGUUGAGGCCACCACCACCGCCGUCGUCGAGGAGCCCGCCACCACUGCCUACGCUGAGGUGCCCACCACCACCGCUGUCCCCACCGCUGCGACCACUUCCAUCGCCAAGCCCACCAUCACCGCUGCCACCACCGUCGCUGCGACCGCGGCUCCCGUUGCCACCACCGCGGCGACCACUCUUCUUACCCUCACCCGUGGCACCACUACUGCUGCCGCUGCCGCUACCACCGCCAAGAACGCGUCCCAGACCGUCAACGAGUGUCUCGAUGCCGUCAACGAGUGCAUCCGCAGCCAGCAGAGCGCCAAGGGAGGUGCCGUCGACUUCUCCAUGUGCGAGGUCCAGAGGACCACUUGCUACACUCUUUAAGUGUCCGUGAGGUAGUCUUGUGGUAGGAGUUGAAAAGGGGGGGUCGUGUUUCCUUUGCCCGCUGGAUGGGAGGAUAGAUCGGUGUGUUGCAUUACUUGCAUGGUUGGUUGUUGUUUUGUGUAAAUAAUGUUUGAUCGUGUGGCGAUAAUCUAUAUAUUGCUUCC